Adelges cooleyi (spruce gall adelgid) is the source of this 3097-nucleotide messenger RNA. RefSeq names its product protein shuttle craft-like. The transcript is spliced from 16 exons. NCBI's taxonomy places the organism in Eukaryota, Metazoa, Arthropoda, Insecta, Hemiptera, Adelgidae. Gene Ontology annotation, biological process: negative regulation of transcription by RNA polymerase II. Bases 381 to 2870 code for a protein of 829 amino acids. Gene Ontology annotation, molecular function: zinc ion binding; DNA-binding transcription factor activity, RNA polymerase II-specific; RNA polymerase II transcription regulatory region sequence-specific DNA binding. The record is from RefSeq and is a predicted model, not a curated record. Gene Ontology annotation, cellular component: nucleus.
UCAAUGUUCAUAGUAAACUACAUUACAAUAUAAACAGUUCACACUGUACCAAUAGUCAAUACACAUAAACACAAUAUUACACAUCACUAUUUCCGCCAAACGCCGCAUACGCCGCGCACUUACCGUACGUGCUGAACGGACAAGGUUAGAGAUCUCGGGUUAUAUAAUAAUCGAGGUUUAACUUGUUUGCGAUAACGUCUGUCGGUCGGUCGGUCGGCUCGAAUAUAACCGAGGGCGGUCUGAACUCCCAAGUUCUCCCCAGUUCCCACUUCCCGUAUGAGCUUGUCGUCAACCGAGUUUGUUCACACGACAAGGCCCGCCGGCCGCCGAAUUAGCGUGUUCGCAUCGAUUUCCAUAUUUAAUUAGUAAUCAUUGUGACAAUGCCUCGAGAUAUGAAUCGAAAAAGAAACCAUGCCAAUACAAACCGAAGGCCUGUUGCCUCAAGCUUAUCAGUAAAUGCUCCAGAGUUUGUCCCUACAGUGACAAAUAAUGAAGCAGCUGCUGAUCAAAGGCAACGUGGUGGACCAAUAAGGACUAUGACGUUUUAUGGUCAUUCAAGUGCUCCACAUAGUAGUGGGAAUGAUAGUCAUACGUCGAGUUCUUCAGCAACUAAUACAGACACUACUGUAUCAACUGUUACCUCGAGUUCUUCCAAAUCCUCCCAAAGAGACGAAUUAAUUGGCCUAUUAAACAGUGGGCAAUUAGACUGCGUGGUGUGCUAUGAACGAACUGCAAAUAAUGAACCUAUUUGGAGUUGUCGUAAUUGUUAUCAAAUUUUUCAUUUGAAAUGCAUAAUGGUUUGGUUUCUCAAAUCGUAUAAUGGCGCGUCUUGGAGAUGUCCAGCAUGUCAAAAUGAAGUAAACCAAAAACCGACUUACGUAUGCUUCUGUGGUAAUUUACCAAACCCUUUUGCUGAUAACGUGGAUAUUCCACAUACAUGUGGUCAAGUUUGUGGGGCUAAGAAAAAAAACAAUAAUAAGUCAUACGAAUGCAACCACAAGUGUACUAUACUCUGUCAUCCAGGACCAUGUCCUCAGUGUAUGGCAUUAGUACAAAGGAAUUGUGGGUGUGGUAAAGUUAAAGUGUAUGUUCAAUGUGGACAAUCAACUCCUGUGUCUUGUCAGAGUAUUUGUGCAAAGGAACUGAACUGCAAAAAUCAUAUUUGUGAGAAAAUUUGCCAUGGCGGGAUAUGUGGUCCAUGUACAAGACACUGCAGACAAGAAUGCUUUUGUGGCCGCUCAAAACGACAGUUGCCUUGCACAGUGGAAAACGCCAUGGUGGUGUAUUUUAGUUGUGGAGAACUGUGUAAUAAAAAACUGUCGUGCGACAAUCAUUUGUGUCAACAGCGCUGUCAUACGGGACAAUGUGAUCCUUGUGCAAAGCUCAUAGCGGACAGGUGCCCGUGUGGUAAAAGGCUGCUCUCCCAAGAUGAGCUGGACAAUCGUAAGUCGUGUACACUGCCCAUACCUACGUGUGACGAGCUGUGUGGCAAACCCCUGGGAUGUGGUCAAGCAGAAACACCUCACUUUUGCGAACGUAAAUGUCACGAAGGACCAUGUUCCCCGUGCAAUCUAAAAACAAAGUAUGUGUGCCGUUGUGGAAACAGAUCAAAAGAGAUCAAGUGCAGCAAUGUCACUACUGAGCUUACGUGCAAAAAAAAAUGCAAUAAGAUGUUAUCUUGUGGUAAACAUAGAUGUGCAACAAUGUGCUGCAAUGCUCAAGAGCAUAUUUGUAAUAGAGUUUGUAACGGACUGUUAAAUUGUCGUCAACAUCGUUGCGACAUCAUGUGCCAUACUGGUAGUUGUAGUCCGUGUUAUGUUGCUAGUUUUGAAGAGUUGUACUGUCGUUGUGGGAGCAGUUAUAUUCCCCCACCGGUUCGAUGUGGUACCCGCCGCCCUCCUUGUUCACUACCGUGUUCACGAGAACACGAGUGUGGUCAUCCGGCCACUCAUGUGUGUCACGACGAAGAAGAGUGUCCUCCUUGUAUAGCCCUAACCCAAAAACUUUGUUACGGCGGUCACGAGUUGCGUUUCGCCAUUCCUUGCCACAUUAAAAAUGUUUCAUGCGGGAUGCCUUGUGGUAAUCCUCUACCGUGUGGACGACACAUGUGCCCCAAACCCUGUCAUCCGGCGCCCUGUGAAGAUGGGUCGUGUCGUCUGCCAUGCAAUUUACCGAAACCAAAUUGCGGUCACCCUUGUUCAAACCCUUGUCACCCAGGCCCGUGCCCUCAACAGUCGUGUAAAAUAAUGGUGCCUGCAAGUUGUAUUUGCGGUAACAUAACUGAAGCUAGAUUGUGCUCGGAUCCCAAAGUGAACGAAUAUCGCCUUCAGGUCAGAACACAAUCCAUGAGCUUAUUGGACAAUAUCGUCAACGCACAGUUAAACAUAAAAACAUAUAAAAUCUUGGAUUGCACAUCGGAAUGCGCCAAAAUUGAAAGAAAUCGACGUAUUGCGCUUGCUUUACAAAUUCAAAAUCCAGACUUGUCCCCGAACGUAACGCCAAAGUAUUCGGACUAUAUGAAAGAAUUCGCCAAGAAAAAUGGACCAUUCUGCAACUUUGUUCAUGAAAAACUUGCCGAACUAGUCACGAGUGCUAAACAAUCAAAACAAAAUUCUCGCAGUUAUUCGUUUGAAGUAAUGAAGUACGAAAAGCGAAAGCUGGUACACGAAUAUUGUGAACAUUUUGGGUGUGAAUCAGUCGCCUACGAUUCUGAACCCAACAGAAAUGUUGUGGCCACCGCUUAUAGAGAUAAAUCUUGGCUUCCAAAUUAUAGCGUUGUCGAAGUCUUACAACGAGAAGGAGGAUGUCCUCGUGUUAAUCCAUUCACCAGUAUUCAAAAGCGAAACAUGGUAAUCCUCAACAGAAAAUAGUAUAACAUUUUACUAUAGAAAUAUUUAAUUUACUGAUAUAUUGUAUAAUUUCAUAUUUCGUUAAAUCGUUUUGUUUUGUGAAAAUGGUUAAUGGUUUACCAACAAUGUAUCGUAACAAUGUUCAAGAAAAUAAUAAUAUAGCUGUAGAAAAUUGUUAUUUUAAUUAACUUAUUAAAGAAGACGAUAUUGGUUGAAAAAUGUAAUAAAUAAAAACAUGCUAUCAAUAA